Messenger RNA from Talaromyces rugulosus, 1467 nucleotides. RefSeq lists its product as uncharacterized. Gene Ontology annotation, biological process: plasma membrane lactate transport. The coding region runs from base 1 to 1467 and encodes 488 amino acids. Gene Ontology annotation, molecular function: secondary active monocarboxylate transmembrane transporter activity. The record is from RefSeq and is a predicted model, not a curated record. The transcript has 3 exons. NCBI's taxonomy places the organism in Eukaryota, Fungi, Ascomycota, Eurotiomycetes, Eurotiales, Trichocomaceae. Gene Ontology annotation, cellular component: plasma membrane.
AUGACCAACAACUCGCGCGCUGGGGAGAAGAUGAGCGUCGGCAGAUACCUGGCCACGCGGGUGACCACCCUGGUGCCACCGAUGAAUAAGGCACCGAACCCGUUCAAGGCACUGAUGCUGCUGAAUAAACAGCAAUGGCUGUUUUUCUUCAUCGCUUUCUGGGGCUGGACCUGGGAUGCUUUUGAUUUCUUCUCCGUCUCCAUCACCGUCACCCCAUUGGCCAAGUACUUUGACAAGGAAAACUCGGACAUCACUUGGGGCAUCACUCUGGUGCUGAUGUUGCGUUCCGUGGGCGCUAUCAUCUUUGGUAUCCUGUCCGAUCGCUACGGCCGGAAAUGGCCCUUUGUGGCCAACAACGUGCUUUUCAUCGUCCUGGAGCUCGGAACCGGUUUCUGUCAGACCUACAAUCAGUUUCUGGCCUGUCGCGCCCUUUUCGGCAUUGCGAUGGGCGGUCUCUACGGCAAUAUCGCAGCUACAGCCUUGGAAGAUUGUCCGGAAGACGCCCGAGGAAUUAUAUCGGGUAUGCUUCAGCAAGGCUACGCCUUUGGUUAUUUGCUGGUGACUGCCUUUGCGCGCGGCUUGGUCGAUACCACUUCUCACGGCUGGCGCCCACUCUACUGGUUCGGAGCUUGCCCGCCAGUGCUGUUCAUCAUUUUCCGUCUUUGCUUGCCAGAAACCCAGGCGUACCGCAGCCGUGAAGAAGUCCGCAAGGGCUUGGGCGGAGGAGUGGCCGGGAACUUCUUAUCCGAGGGCAAGGUUGCCCUUAAGAAUCAUUGGUUGCUGCUUUUGUACCUCGUCCUUUUAAUGACUGGCUUCAACUUUAUGUCCCACGGCUCUCAGGAUUUGUACCCGACUCUACUUGAGAAUCAAUACGAGUUCUCCGCCAACGCUGUUACCGUCACGCAAGUGGUAUCCAACCUAGGGGCCAUGACGGGAGGUACACUCUGCGGCUGGGCCAGCCAGAUAUUCGGUCGUCGAUUCUCGAUCAUUGUCAUCUGCAUUGUCGGUGGUGCUCUACUCUACCCUUACACCUUCGUCAGCUCUCACUCGAUCAUGGCGGCCGCUUUCUUCGAACAGUUUUGCGUGCAGGGUGCAUGGGGUGUCAUCCCUAUUCAUCUGAUGGAACUCUCACCCGGCCCAAUCCGCACCUUUGCGGUCGGCACAGCCUACCAACUCGGUAACCUAGUCUCGUCGGCCUCGUCGACCAUCGAAUCGACCAUCGGCGAGCGCUUCCCCCUGCCGCCAACAGCCUCGGGCUCGUCUCGCUACGACUACGGCAAGGUCAUUUGCAUUUUCAUGGGUUGCGUGUACGCGUACACCAUCAUAAUAACCUUUUUCGGCCCCGAACGUCUGGGCCGCAAGUUCGAUGCCGAGCAUGACGAGGAUUUGAACGAAGUUGCUGAGCGCAAACUUGGUGUUGACAGCAAGGCGGAUCCUGAGAAAGGCGAUUCGCAGCACAAGGAUUAG